Molecule: messenger RNA, 2514 nt
Organism: Penaeus indicus
Lineage: Eukaryota; Metazoa; Arthropoda; Malacostraca; Decapoda; Penaeidae
Exons: 6
Coding region: 1-2514 (837 amino acids)
Biological process (GO): DNA integration
Molecular function (GO): zinc ion binding; nucleic acid binding
Source: RefSeq, a predicted model, not a curated record
AUGAGCAUGAAGAUUAGGAUCAGGAUGAGGAUGAAGAUAAGUUGGAGGACCAGCUCGUCGAGGGGAAGGGGGUCCUCCAACGCCCUCGAGUUCGUUCCGGAGUUCGGAGAGUUGUAUGUUGUAGGGUCCUUAACGGCCUCUACAAGGAAGGCCCGAGCACUAUUAAGGAACGGAGAUUCAGUCAAGUUAUCUGACGCAGCUCCAGAGUGGGCGUGUGUUGCCGGAAGCCAGUGGGGUUUCCUCCAUGACACGCUUAGCAAUUCCUUGGCUUCGUCACAUACGCUGAGUAGGACCGCCAGGCUUCCACCGGCGAUAGAGAUCGACCUGAGUAAGGUUAAGAGUCGAUCUAGUCCGAUCGUGCCUCCUUUUCACCGGUUACCGACGUGCAUCGUCGCGAGUGUUCAGUGGUUUGAGAAAUUAGCAGGUUUGCAAGGAUGGGAUUCUAAUGACUACCAUGUUUACCUCGGUUCACUCUUGGGAGGUAAGGCCUUGCAAAUUUACGUAAGCUUGCCAGACGAUGUCUUGAAAGAUUAUAGACAAUUAAAAGAUGCAUUGUUGAAGGCAUAUAACGUUGACGCAGAUUCCUAUCGUAAAAAGUUCAAAGAAAGUAAGGCGGGUGAAGACGAAACUUACGUUCAGUUAAUUACGAGAAUGACCCAGUAUUUAGAUCACUGGUUAAUAAUGAGUGAUGUGGAGAGGGAGUAUAACUCGUUGUUCGACUUUUUGAUACGCGACCAGCUGUUGAGUAACUGCCCUCUUGACCUUCGCAUCUUUCUCAAAGAACGAACGUUCGUUAGCACAGUGGAAAUGGCCCAAGCAGCGGAUAGGUUUCGUUGCGCCCAUAGAGCUGUCAAGAGUCGUAAAACGCCUGUUAAAGACGACGCUGCUUUCAAGAAAGACCCGAAUGUUUCCCUUAAGGAUGUGAUUUGUCACCAUUGUUCUAAGGCGGGUCACAUACGUCCUUCUUGUCCCGAACUUAAAUUCUCGAAAUCUAAGACUUUUCAGACAGUAAAUGCUGCAUUUGAGGCUGACAUAAAUUACGAUCAGGGUAUUACGUGUGAAGGAUCGUUGUAUGGCAAGCCGGUAAAUGUACUUUUUGAUUCAGGUUGCUCGUCAAUUAUAGUGAAGGAAUCGCUCGUGCCCGCCUCCGUCAAGCGAGGAAAGGUAGUUACACUAUAUGACUACCUGGGGGAGCGGCGCGAAUUCCCCACCGCACGUUGUUUGAUUAGGAGUAAAUUCCUGAAUGGAUGGUUUAACGUCGUGGUCGCUCCGAUAAAAUUCACGGAUAUCCUCGUCGGUAUAGUGCCGGGUGUCAAGGUGUCGAGCGUGAACAUACCGGGUAUAAAAGUAACCGAAACUCCUCAGAGGAGCGAUGUUAAUGCUGUCGCGACGCGGGCCGCCAAAGCGAAGGAAAAUGUCGGUCCGGAUAAAUUAAUUGUUCCUAAUUUCAAAUUUGAGAACGUAUCGAAACAAGAUUUCAUAGAUGCUCAGUCUUCCUGCCCUUCUCUAGAACACAUUCGUUCUAAAGAAUUAAGUAAAGCCAUUGUAACUGUAAAAAGUCGCUCGGUAAAGUUCGAACGCGUGAAUGGGUUGAUCUACCGAAUUUGCGUAAAGAGUAAACACGAACACGAAGUCGGUGAGAAGCAAUUGGUUGUGCCUCGUAGGUUUAUUCCUAUAAUUUUAUCUAUGGCUCACGAUUCCCCAUUGGCGGGUCAUUUCUCUCAUCGAAAGACUGCAGGAAAAAUCUUCCACAAAUUCUUUUGGCCAGGAGCAGGCGCAGAGAUCAAACGUUACUGUCGCUCUUGUCAUGCUUGCCAGAAAACCGUUCCUAAGGGAAAGAUCAGAAAGGCGCCUAUGGUUCAGAUGCCAAUCAUUAGCGAACCGUUUUCCCGAGUGGCGAUUGAUAUCGUCGGGCCGAUCUCCCCGCCCUCUAGCCGAGGCCACAAGUACAUGCUGACCUUGAUUGACAUGGCCACCCGAUUUCCUGAGGCAGUUCCACUGAGAAAUAUAGAUUCGGUAACUGUUGCUGAAGCGUUGUUAACUAUUUUCGCUCGCGUGGGAAUACCGAAAGAGAUUCUUUCUAAUCGUGGUACUCAGUUUAAUUCCGAUUUGAUAGCAGAGAUCAACCGACUGCUUUCUAUUAAAGCAUUAUACACUAGUCCGUAUCACGUUUGUUGUAAUGACACCGUCGAACGGUUUCACGCAGUACUAAAAGCUAUGCUGAAAAAGCUCUGCAACGAGCGACCUCAUGACUGGGAUCGUUAUAUCCCAUCUGUCUUGUUUGCGCAUCGGGAGAUUCCCCACGAUACGCUUAAAUUUAGUCCAUUCGAGUUACUGUACGGCCGUAAAGUACGUGGCCCUUUAUCCAUUUUACAUAAUUUGCGGACUAAAGAUGAUAUUGAUGAAGUUAAAAGUACCUAUCAAUAUGUAUUAGAUCUACGAUCUAGAUUAGAACAAUCGGCUCAAUUGACAUCCGCUCACGCAGACGUGAACAGCCAAAUGUAUAAGACCUAA